Molecule: messenger RNA, 3056 nt
Organism: Corticium candelabrum
Lineage: Eukaryota; Metazoa; Porifera; Homoscleromorpha; Homosclerophorida; Plakinidae
Product: A disintegrin and metalloproteinase with thrombospondin motifs adt-1-like
Exons: 19
Coding region: 84-2852 (922 amino acids)
Source: RefSeq, a predicted model, not a curated record
ACAUGGUGUAGGGUGAGACCAAAGUGCUAAUACGAGAACUCACUGUCCGACGUGCUAUAGUUAUUUGAGAAGCAAGCAAGACAAUGAUGCAGAUCAACUUUUACCAUCUGUGUGAAUUGGCAAUAGUCUGCAUUUCUGUGUCUUUCUUUUCGUGCGAGGGUAAAAUCAGCGCCGAGCCAGUCCGAGCCCGUCGUCAGCAAGAAGAAACAGGUGUUUGUUUUAAUGUCCCCGACUGUGAAUUUACGGGCGGCGUAUCUACCGACUCUUUGGUAACGUUUGACGAUUGCUGUAACAAGAUUGGUGGAAAGUCGCGGGCACUGCAUAAUGGUGCAUGCCGGAACUGUAUACGCAAUGGUAGUGGUGAGCUUCUAAUAUUGGUCAGAUAUGCAAACAAAACGCAUUUUUGUUGUUUCGAACCAGAGCUAUCUCCAACUGUAGCCGAACCGUCGCCAAACGGUAACUCUGAUUCCAUCAGUGACUGGACUCCUUGGGGUGCCUGUUCUCACACGUGCGGUCCUUCCGGAACCAGAAGCAGACAGAACAUAUGUGGUCCAUCAAACAAACUUACCGUGUGUAAAGAGCAAGAUCAAAAAUGCAAUCGGGACGUCAGCUGUCCGGUCAAUGGACAAUGGGGAAGAUGGAGUAGAUGGUCAUCUUGUUCCAAAAAGUGCAAACGGUCAAGAAAAAGAUCAUGUGACAGACCAAAACCAUCCGAUGGAGGAAACGACUGUGUUGGUGUAGCACGUGAGAAGACUAGAUGCAAAAGAAAUCCCCCUUGUCAAGUUCACGGUGGAUGGAGUGCAUGGACGCAGCAGCCGUGCACAAGAUCGUGCGGAGGCGGAUUUCAGAUUGUCACGCGACAAUGUGACAACCCAACACCAGAGAACGGUGGCAGAGAUUGUGUUGGUUCAGAACUUAAAUACCGGCCAUGCACCACAAAAUGCUGUCCAGUACAUGGCCACUGGAGUGAGUACACGAGCUGGUCACUGUGUGAAGUGACUUGUGGAGGUGGCAGGCGAUUUCGAAAAAGAAAAUGCGACAAUCCUCCACCGUCGUGCAAUGGACGCAAUUGCAGUGGGUUUUCAAUAGACACUGAGGCCUGUUCUCCCAAUGAUUGUCCCGUGGAUGGAGGUUGGAGUGCCUGGACUACAACAGUCUGCACUAAACGUUGCGAGGCGGGUCAUCAGGAAAAAUUUCGUAAGUGCGAUAACCCUAAACCUAGUGGCAGAGGUGCAGAUUGUCCCGGAAUUGAAAGGGAAACUGUACCAUGCAAUGAACAGCCUUGUCCCGUUGAUGGGGAAUGGAGUUUCUGGAGCUCAUGGAGUACUUCAUGUCCUAAAUGUGGUAUAGGCUCCUACAAAAAUCGUACUAGAAUGUGUGACGAUCCUCCUCCCCAAAACGGUGGUCUUUUCUGCCCUGGACCAAUUUCAGAAAGGACUCCGUGCUCAAUUUCUAAUUGUCCAGUCAACGGCGGAUGGAGCUCUUGGACGGACUUUACAGAUUGCCCCAAAUCUUGCGGUGGCUCUCGAUACCAGCGAACCAGGAAGUGUGAUAAGCCACCACCAAACUUUGAUGGUCUUCCUUGUUCAGGAGAAUACCGUGAAUCCAAGCCGUGCAACACCCAGAAAUGUCCAGUGAAUGGUGGUUGGAGCUACUGGACGGAAUGGAGUCACUGCUCUACAACGUGUAACAGAGGAGGAAGAAAUCGUUUACGGGCAUGUAACAAUCCCAAACCAAGGUACAACGGAACCGAGUGCCCAGGCCCAGCCACAGAAUGGGCAGCGUGCCCUGGUCCAAGAAGUUGCCCAGUGGACGGUGGAUGGAGUCCGUGGUCUCAGUUUUCUCCUUGCACGGCGAGCUGUGAAGGUGGCACAAACGAAAGUUACCGUGAAUGCAACAGUCCCCGACCGCAUAAUAACGGUCGCUAUUGUGGAGGAUUCGCAAGAAGAACAUUUGAAUGCAACAAACAUCCGUGUCCUGUCGACGGAGGAUGGACGUGGUGGAGUAGUUGGUCUUCCUGCUCGUCAACAUGCAAAGGAGGAACGCAGAGCAGAACCAGACAAUGCACAAAUCCUCCGCCAAGGUUCCAAGGAGUUUCCUGUCAAGGUCUAAACGUGGAGACUCAAACGUGUGCAAAAAUCAAAUGUCCAGUUGAUGGCAACUGGGGAAAAUGGAGUGUGUGGUCUGAGUGCAGUAAAAUUUGUGAGACCGGAACACGAUUUCGAACUCGGUUAUGCAACAAUCCCCGACCUGAAUUUGGCGGGAAACAGUGUAAUGAUCCGUCUACUGGAAGAGAAGAGAGCCUGUGUAAUACACACAAGUGUCCAGUAAACGGAGGAUGGGGUGCUUGGACAGAGUAUACAUUCUGCAGUAAAACCUGCGAUACGGGAUCACAAAAAAGAAGUAGAAAGUGCAACAAUCCCCCUCCAAAAUAUGAAGGUACAGGCUGCAAUGGCAACGACGCAGAAUCAAGGCUCUGCAACAAAUUCGGAUGCCCAGUGGACAGCAGCUAUUCUCAGUGGACGUCUUGGGCUGAAUGCUCGCGAAGUUGCGGAAGAGGUAAUACUGAGCGAACACGACAUUGUAAUCUUCCGUUGAAUGGGGGACGUCCUUGUCUGUCUAUCGGUCUUCCACAAGAGUCAAAAGUUUGCUGUAAAAGGUCUUGUAUUGGUACUGUAUCCUAUACAACGUACUCGCUGGUUUCGUCUCAAACAGCAAUCGUGCAAAGAUAUACAGUUGCAUGCGGUAUUUGGGAUCUCGGUCGCUGUGAGAGAUCCAGGACUGUUUACAAGCGGAAGUAUGUCAGACAAGAAAAGACUCUGUACAGGCAUGCUACCAAAGAUAGUUGUUGAGUAGGAGAAACCACUGAUAAUGAAGCGCAAGGUGUUGUGACCGCUGAGUCAAACGCAGUGAGUGUCACUGCGUCGUUCAAGUGUUGAUUGUUGCUGUUUGUAAUUACACGUAGUGGUUGCAUGUUGUCUGUCUGAUGACGCGAUUUGCAGGGUGACUAGGUAACUGUCAUAUUCCUGUAAUAAAAUAUGAUAAACGAACCCGUC